AUGCUCAUCAAAGUCAAGACACUGACAGGGAAGGAGGUCGAGAUUGAUGUUCAGGCCGAGUGGACAAUCUCAAAAGUCAAGGACCGGGUCGAAGAGAAGGCUGGGAUUCCGCCAGUACAGCAACGUUUGAUCUACAGUGGAAAGGCAAUGUCGGACGACAAGACGGUCCAGGACUACAAACUCGAUGCGGGCAAGGUCAUCCACUUGGUGUUGGCGCUGCGAGGCGGAGCAUAG
Messenger RNA from Dioszegia hungarica, 234 nucleotides. Its product is annotated as ubiquitin. NCBI's taxonomy places the organism in Eukaryota, Fungi, Basidiomycota, Tremellomycetes, Tremellales, Bulleribasidiaceae. The transcript has 5 exons. Gene Ontology annotation, cellular component: nucleus; cytoplasm. Gene Ontology annotation, biological process: regulation of proteolysis; protein neddylation; modification-dependent protein catabolic process. Bases 1 to 234 code for a protein of 77 amino acids. The record is from RefSeq and is a predicted model, not a curated record. Gene Ontology annotation, molecular function: protein tag activity; ubiquitin protein ligase binding.